Macrosiphum euphorbiae (potato aphid) is the source of this 321-nucleotide messenger RNA. Lineage: Eukaryota; Metazoa; Arthropoda; Insecta; Hemiptera; Aphididae. The record is from the annotation of a GenBank genome assembly.
AUGUCUGCAUUAGCGUUUUGUCGGCGUCGUCAAAGAGCUCGUUCAAGCGGAGCAUUUGCUCGUGGCCUUGGUACUACUUUUCCCCGGCCCGUUCCAACAGUCGGUUCAUACCUCGUUUACCACACUUUUCAAACAUCUGGCUCUGGGACCGCUAGCGUCGUAUUGUAUGUUUUGAAGGUCUUUUAUAAUAUCGCAAAUUCUGCUCGGAUCUUUGACGUGUUUGAUAGUAAACGACAGUCCAUGAAACCUUAUCGUAAAGAACAAUCAAAUAACCUUAACGUGAAGAGAAAUCAAAUUUUAUAUAAAAUAUAUUUUAGUUAA